This is a messenger RNA of Porites lobata, 8229 nucleotides long. The record is from the annotation of a GenBank genome assembly. NCBI's taxonomy places the organism in Eukaryota, Metazoa, Cnidaria, Anthozoa, Scleractinia, Poritidae.
AAAUAAUUAGAUUUUAAAUCCAUGAAAAUGCUUUCGUUCAGCUGAAUCGCUUAUACGAAGCUACAACGUCAUGUUACUCGAACCUGGAACGAUAGCUCGAGCGAAAUCCGAGUCGAACUUCGAAGAUUCGUUGCCAGCGCGCGGCGUAGCAAAGGACCGUGUCAUAAUUAAUGUAGGCGGUUACCGCCACGAAACGUAUUUAAGCACUCUUAGAGUUGUUCCAGACUCAAGGCUCGCUUGGAUAGCUGAAAAUGCCUCAAAACAAGCCGAUUACGAUCCAGAAAAUAACGAAUAUUUUUUCGACCGUCACCCUGGGGUCUUUGCGAAUAUUAUCAACUACUACAGAACCGGGAAACUACACUGUCCGAGCGAAGUUUGCGGGCCGUUAUUUGAGGAAGAGCUCGCAUUUUGGGGAAUCGACGAGCUUCAAAUGGAGCCUUGUUGCUGGAGUAAUUACACGCAACAUAGAGAAGCCCAAGCAACACUUAAAGCAUUUGAAGGACUGCAGAAAAGCAUGGAGGAAUCUGAAAACGAAAGCAGUGCGUUUCGGGUUCGACCUAAAGUUUCAAGGAGAAGUAAAUUGAAAAAAGAGAUUUGGGCGAUGCUGGAAAAGCCGUACUCAUCUAAGUACGCUCAGGUAACCCUAAUUAAAUACGCCAGUGCCGAAUACAAAUAGAAAAAUAAAUAUAUCGAUAAGGUUUUUUAAAAGCAAUUUUGCCCAGCAAGAAUCUUGUAAAAGAUAUCAGGCGCUUUCUUUUUUUGUUGUUUUGUUUUUUUCUCUUUAAACUUCUUAAGGGGAUUCAAAGACGCAUUUAAUUUGCAUGCAAUCGAUCGAACUACCAAUGCUUUUUUAAAUGGUUUACGGAAACGAUAUCAGCAGUUUCCAGUUGAGUUUUACAACCGUUUGGGUUUGAGGGUGCAUAUUCUGGGUAAAUUGCUCCAACAAGUUAAGCCAGCGACUGUGGGGAUAUUAUUAUCGCUCAAAGCAUUCGCUGACAAAUGUUGUAAUUUUUUUUCUCCGUAUGCAAAUCAGGAAAAGAUAGUUGGCAUUUUGACUAUUCGAGUGGGUAUGUUAUUUUCAACAUGAACUUAAAAGCGCUGUUGAAAUAACAGCAAACGUUUGUUUGGUUGGUAUUAUUGCUUUGUCGGAGGCCCCAUCAAUCAGCAGAGACAUGCGGCAUACAUGUCUUCGUUUUGUUGAAACCAGAAUCUAUCGCGAAAUAUGAUUACAUGUAUUUCAAAUUAAUUAACAUGGUUGUCUCUAGUGUAGAUUUAUUAUAUAUCUCUAGCAUCGCCUUUCGACAGUUUACUUUCAUAAGGCAAAUAGUUUAAAACAUAAUUUUGUUGCUGUUAAAAAGGCUGACAAGAGAUAAAACCGCUACGGUCCCUAGCCUGGCAACGGAGUACUGUGUUAACAAUUUUGGUAUAUUUCGGGGACCUUAUCACAUAUAAGAAAAAAGAAAAUAUUUUAUAUUUAAUAUUCAGCAUCUCUGAUUCAAAUUUCCUUUUUUUUCGCUAAAAGUACAACGCGUAAAAAAAGUCGAAACAGAAUCACAUUUCUAAUCAUAACAUCCCUUGAUUUCAAACUGACUGGCACUCAAAUUCGAAAACCGUCUCUGAAAACUUCGACAAGUUCUAAAUCUUUCGAUCUAGCAGUAUUUUCAUGAAAACAUUCUUGGACUUAGAAUUGUAGACUAGUAAUUUUAGACUGCUCUUCUAUUAUUGUUUGGGUUUUUAUAAACAGUCAUGGUUACAUUGCUGCCUAUCUUACUCACGUUUCUGAGCCAUAUAUUUGCAUAUUAUUCAUACACACAGUAAGUCUGACCAUUGACUUGCAAAUGUCUCAUUAUUAGUCUGGUACAAAUUUUUUUAUUUAAAAAGAAAGAAAGAAAAAUUGAGCCACAGAAUCGUGAAAACGUCCUGUGCUAUGGCUUUCAGUUAUUAGAUAUCACUCCGUUUUAUCAUUGUCUGUGUAAGGUCUCUGCAAAAAUACGACAUUUAUUUCGAUUUGUUUGAUUCUUUAAGUAAAUUGUUUGAUUUCAAACAACUAUUCAUAUGCAGCGUAAAUAUUACACUGCCAUUCACAGACAUGAGUUUUGUAUUCGUUUCCAUCGUCUUUUGCUUAAAUUAAAACUUAACAGAUCCAGGUAAUUGUACAGUACUAGUUUUAUCUCGCAAAUAUUGUAUAGUCAAUAAUUUGUGAAAAAUUUUCUGCGCAUUUUGAAACUAUUACUUCCUUGCAAAAUAGGGCUACUGUUUUCAAAUGUGCCAAAAAUGUCCAUUCAGUCACGUAAAAAAACUGUAGUUUUCACUAGCUGCUCAUACUAUCGAUCAAUACUACGAGAAGAAAUUAAGAUGGAUCCGGAGAUACACUUCUUUAUUGCACAAAAUCGACUAGACUCGGUCAGGGCAAAAUAUUUGUUUCAAAAAGUGCUCACCAUCUCAAUUUCAAACCCAUUUUUAUAAGAUUUUAUAGAUUUUAGCAAACUCUCAGUACAAACAAUGAUCGGGUGUAGUCUUCUUCGAUUUUCAUGCAAUAACGUCCUAGGUGAACUAAGAAAUACUCGUUCCUUGAUGCAUAUAUAUCACUUACUUCACCUAUUUCCCUUUUCUCGUCAAGUGUAAACUUUUAAUCAACGUGUAAUAAUCUAAAUAAUAUCUUUGGUGAAUGAUAGAAAACGAAGUUGUUUUUGAGAUCGUUAGUAGACAGUUAUGACUCGAUCGCGAGAAUACAAAGUUUGGGCUAAGUCUAUUUUCCAUUAUGAGUAAGCACUGACGUGUUUCCCAUUCGGGUGUUUCCAACGCGUGAAUAUAAUAUGACAUCACGCGCGCUCUCUUUAAUCUAAAUUCUCUCCUUUUAUCGCCGCUUUUAAGUUCAAGUAAAGUUUGGCAACUUUUCAGUAGAAACAAAUCGCAGGCCUAGUUAAAAGCAUCCAUUGAUUGAAAUCAUAACUUCACCCUUUUCAGAGCGCACUGGUUAAAAUAUUUUGUAAGUGUGCCAGUGUGCGUUUCUUUAAGCAACAUUUCUGUAAAAAAACUGAAGGGCAAUUCCGGAUUGCUCUAAGCCUCUGUUUCAUAAUGAGGUAAUUAAGCCAGUUUUGCAAAGUUUUUUUUAGUGAAAAUGUUGUUUUCAAGCGCAAAUAUCAGGUGCAACUUUUGUUUUCACACGGACGAUCUCAGUGCAAAUGAAUCAAAACUCACUACAGUGAGCGUAGUCACAAGUUAGCAGAGAGGAAAAAUGAGGUUCCUUCAGUAAGCAUUUUUUUUGCUACAUUGUAACGUAGUCUGUUUUAGUGAAGAGAGUGGUAGAUAAGACCCUUUCCGGUACCAGCAGAACUUUCAGCGAAGUUUACCUGUUACAAAAUUCUUGCUUUCCCAACCCUUUAAGCCCCAGUGUACACAAACCAAUUCUCCAGACUAAUCUCCAAACAUUUCUUUCAAGAAUUUCCUGUUUGGUAAUCGUAUUAUUAUUAAUUCCAUAACCUUUCCUCUUGAUUAUGUAUUAAUAUAGUUACAAGAAACAAGAAAAUUAAUGUUGGUCACUCCUUGGACUAAAAAAAAUGUAUUUGAAAGAGGUUCUUCUUUUAGCAAUGUCUUUCAUUUCUAUAAUAGUUACUGAACGUAAAACCGUCUCAGCUGAAAAAAAUAGCGAAACUUUCGCGCGAGCUUGUCUCUAGCGACGGAUUUGUUUUGAACCUAUUUCGUAUACACCUCGAAAGAAUUAUGAGACAUAAACAAAUGUUUUAUUGAUAUAAGCCACGAAAGUCAUUAACCACAGCUGAGCUAACCAUUCAAAUCUGUAGGUGCUAUUGACGAGGCGCAAGACUUUAUCGGCGUGCUUCCUUCGUGCAUUAUUAAUGAGAGCCAGCUGAGAAGCGAUAGGUUGACGAGAAAAUCUAGCCCUAAUGACUUUAUUGAGCACGAAUUUAGAAAGAGAGCUUCGUAGUAUUACAUUGUAAUCUAGCUAACGUCGACUUCUUAUAGUAACCUAUUUGCAAUAAUGAAGUACAUUAUUUGUUCAACACAAAGUGAAAUAAAUUCCUGUAUAUUACAUUUGUGUAAAGCCCACAGACUGACGCACGCUUCUGUUUUUCUGGAAUGUUAAUCCGAGGAUACGUCCUCGGUCAGAAUUGUGCCAGCGUGUCAUUGUUGACAAAUUUUGGAUUUAAAAGUCAGUGUCAUGGAAUAUGAUGCAGAAAAAAUACAACAACGAACUGUUUUGAAAAUGAAGUGUAAAUAUUAAGGUGAAUUUUUUGAAAUGUCUUUCAUUGAGUUUGAUAAAAAUACCUCAUUCUUGUUUGAAAAUCAAAGUUACCCCAUUUACAACAUGUGUUAAGUAAUACAAUCCUGCUCAUAUUUACGAUUUUCUGGAAUUAUGAUUAUCUUAAUAGUAAGUCACAGUGAUGAUAUCAUUAAUGAUGGUAAUAACGAUGAAAAUGAUGAUAAUGACGACGAAGAUGAUGUCAAUGUUUCAUCAGCAUUAAGUUUUCCGUCUAAAGACUCUUUCCAUUCUAACUCUCCGAGUUUGUUAGGAUGGUUCUUUAGGCAGCUAGCAUAACGUUGAUAGCGAAGCUCCACGCGAGCGGAGCCCCAUAGCUAAGAAAAUUUGGUUACCCUUUUGUUAGUCACGUGACCGUACGUCAACCCAUCCGCACCACAGGGAAACCGAUGUGAAAUGUUAUACUUUCUAGCUUGUGUGGGAGUAUGUAAUUUGAUAUUGCACUUCCAUGUUGUGGUCAAUCGACAGCUGUCAAAACAGGGUAUCCACUGACCAGUAUCACAUGACCGUAUCGCGGGCUCAGGUGUCAACCCAUCGAGGUUACUUAUUCUUUAAGUUUACCGCUGACAAGUUUCUGAUCGCAGGCUCAACUCUAAUUGGAUUUCUUUAUUGCAAAGUUUUUUUCUUAAAGGGAGCUUUGCCUUUUUCCUCCGCUAAAUCUUUAUAUUAAAUUAUAUAUUUUUUUGCCUUUUAGAUAUUUGCUUUCAUAUCCUUGAUAGUUAUCGUCCUUUCAGUGGCCACAUUUUGCCUGGAAUCUAUUCCAUUCCUUGGAAAAGAAUAUAGAAAAUUAUUUAAAGUCAUGGAAUACUUCUACCUUGUCUGGUUUACAGCAGAUUUCGUGGCGAGGCUUUGCUCUUGCCCUUCUGUGCCGGAAUUUUUUAAAACAUUCAUGACCUGGGUUGAUAUAACGUCUGUUAUUCCUCUUUACAUCAAUUUGGCUGCCAGUGCCGACUUAACCUUUCUCUUCGUUCUGCGGUUAAUCAGGAUUUUCCGGUUAUUCCGGUUUUUCCGGACCAUGAGUGGGAUGCAAGUAAUUGGACACACCUUAAGAGCAAGUGCUCGAGAACUCUUUUUACUUGUUCUGAUACUCUUGAUUCCCAUGGUUAUUUUUUCGACGCUUGUCUUUUAUGCCGAAAAGGUAAGAAGUGAAGAGCCACCUAGUGGAAAUGCAGAAUAAAGCCAUUAUUAUUAUUAUAUUAUUAUUAGAUAGUGUUUUGAUGAAUUGAUUAGAUUUUUUGUUACAGCAGGUUGAUUGUAAAUAGGAUUUUAAUUGAUAUUUUGUGAUAAAGAUUUUAUUAUUAUUAUUAUUAUUAUUAUUAUUAUUAUUAAGUACUUUAAAUAAUUAAGAGUUGGACACUAUCGGUAGCAGUAAGCCUUGGGGGGUGUACACAAUAGACGAAGCAAUCACGUGUCAAACCUAACUUGAUGUAACAAAAAUAGUUAUUUACCAAAUCGAUAAAGUCAUUUUACCUUAAGUAAAAAGAUUGAGGAUUUGACCUCUCGAGUUCUGGCGUUUCUCUCUGUCGAUCGAAGUCCCAGAUAGAAUCCAUCCCACACACUCACGCCCACUGGCACAGCACAAUAAGGAGUUUAUGGGAAAUCAAUAGAUUCGGCGCUUAAAAAGAUAGCCUUAUGAAUCAACCGCCGUUCCAGUGUCAGAAAGGGACAGCUUAUUUCAGAAUUUAAGGUCGGUGCCCUAUGAAGCUAAAACUGCCGAGCCAAACAUACUCAAAUGCCGCUGUUCUACCGUACCUGUUUCAUCAGUUAGGUUCGGCACGUGAGAAGCGCGGCGCUUAAACCGGACCUCAGUUUCAAGAAGGUCACACAAAGCCACAGGUUGAUCUGUAACGUAAUUAUUUCCGCCUUAAAGGGUGGCCUACUAAUACCUUAAAGAAAGUCCUUGUUGACAGUUUUCAUAUAGAAAUGCUUGGCUAUUGUGGUGAGCCUAUCUGGUAUUUCUUGAAUUUUAGUAGAGUACCUAAAUAAUUGACGUCUCCAGCACAAUAAUUAAAAGAUGAAAAAAAAAUCGUGCACUUUCCUAGAAGAUAAAAGUACGGGCUAUAUUAUAGAGCAAUAGUAAACGGGCUAUUGCAUUUAAAAACGGUGCCCCCGGUUGAGGACUAGUGGAAUUCUUCAGCGGUAAGUUUUAAAAUUUAGGAUUUCUUUAGGGAUAGAGUUAAAAAAAUAUGGAAUUCUUGGGGGGUGAAAUUCUUCGCGGGUAGACCCACAUUCUUUAGGGGUGAAUGCAAUAUUAAUUAAUCUUCAAGGGUAAGGAGAAAAGGUAAGACUUCAACCAGGGGGUACAGAUAUUAAAUGCAAUAGCCCAUUACAUUAAUCUCUGCAAAUAUUUUAAACGUUCUCUAUUUGAUUUCUCUCAGUCGUUUCAGGAGGCAACGUCAGAUUUUGAGAGCAUCCCAGGAACGUUCUGGUGGGCCGUCAUCACCAUGACGACAGUAGGAUAUGGGGAUGUUUAUCCCAGGUCUUUUCUCGGAAAGAUUAUAGGCACAGUCUGCGCAUGUGUAGGUGUGCUAAUCGUUGCACUUCCCGUGUCGGUGAUUGGAAGCAACUUCACUUUGUUUUAUUCUCACGCGCAGGCGCAACUGAAACUUCCUAAAAAGAAGCGCACGCCGCUUCUGCUGGGCGCUGCUGGUGCUCUGGUGUCAGAAUCCACCUUGUUUAAUAACGAUGAUAAGUCGAACAGCUCCGAAGAAGUGGGAAGCAGCCCGAGUCCCCGCAGAGGUUCUCUUGCUUUACCUCGGAAGAGCCUUCGGAAUCCUUCGAUAACUCCUCGCAGUCGCAUGGUAUACAGGGAAGCCACCUUGCCCUCCACUUUACCUAAACUGGAAUCUGACACUUCUCUCGAAGUAGAAGCCACCUCGACUGCUAAGAAGAGCAACGAAGAACUGUUUUCAUCACCUCCUACAGGAAGCGCAGUAGAUAUAUCCAGCGGUCUUCGUGGGGCGAGUGACGUCAUGCUUCAUAUAACUGCUCCUUCUCAUCGUCGGAUGGCAAUUUCUCCUGCACCUACUCCUCCCUCAAGACGAGCAAGUCAGCGGAGGAGACGAAGAGGGGGAAGCAAACGGCUGGCAAAAAGCUUAAAUGAUGAUCUUUCGUCGCACGAGAAUGAGAGGGACAGUUACUAUACGACUACUGACGGGGAAUUGAGCCAAGGAGAAACUGGUACCCAUGGGAAUUCCCCCGGUGAAACAUCACCACCAGAGAAAGAGAAUGGAACGCGCAGAUCGUCUGACGAGUCAAACACAUCAGGACAUAAAAAUGGUACAGAACUAAGAUUUGUUUGUUCAGAUGAGAAAAGAGAAAUAGGAGCUUCAAGUUCUGGGGAUAAAACAAGAGACGCGGGCGCGUGCCCACUCGACAAAACAGAGGAGAAAAUACCGUCACGUGGUGGCUCGAACUCAAAUGUGAGCUUAAAAGGAGUGACAUUUGAUGCUGUGAAACACAACGAACACACAAAUCAAAAGGAUCUGAACGAGGCUCCAAUUCAAUGCGCACCAAUGUGGAAAUCAUUUGAAAACUUGAGCGAUGAUGGUAAUAAACUAGGUGUCGAACCUCGACUGAGGUCAAGAAGCGAACUUGCUGCUACUGAAACUCCACCAUGCAAGAGGAGAAAUGCGAUUGGUGGGAACCGCAAUAUUACAGCAAUGACAAUUUCGCCACUUGUGCGGUCAGAUGAAAGACUCUACAGAGCCAUAUCGAAUGGACCGUUUAGAGAUCUUAAAUCAAGAAACAUAAAGGGUACCUCAAGUGCGAGGAAUUCGCAUCAUGAUGCUGCAGACAAAAACUCGCAAGAGUUGAAGAAUAUCCACCCCAGAUUAAUAUCAGCGUCUCCAAAGGGCAACAGCUCGUUGGAGACUGAAGAAAAAGAGCUGAUAUGCGAAGUGGUUAGAGCACCCAAGAAAGAUGUCAUACAAAAUAUGACUCGGGUUUAA